Aphis gossypii (cotton aphid) is the source of this 1690-nucleotide messenger RNA. RefSeq names its product peroxisomal biogenesis factor 19 (gene Pex19). The transcript has 2 exons. Lineage: Eukaryota; Metazoa; Arthropoda; Insecta; Hemiptera; Aphididae. Gene Ontology annotation, biological process: protein import into peroxisome membrane. Gene Ontology annotation, cellular component: peroxisomal membrane; peroxisome. The record is from RefSeq and is a predicted model, not a curated record. Bases 183 to 932 code for a protein of 249 amino acids.
GGUCAGUUUAGUGGUUUAGUCAGUUGUCAGUAUCUAUGAAAAAAAUGUACCUAUCUUUUCUAUGAUCAGUAUUCCUUAAUUUUAUAUGGUUAAACAUUCUUUAGAUAAUUAUAAUAUUAUUUCUAGGUAUUAAUAUUUGUGUAAACCAUUUAUUUUUUAAUUGUAUCUUAAUUUAUUUAAAAAUGUCUGAAAACCAACCAAAGGAAGAGAAUACACAAAAUGCAUUAUCUGAAUUGCUAGAUGAUGCUCUCAAAGAUUUUGAAAGUAUUGAUGAAUCAGAAGUAUUAGACAAUGCAUCAAAAAUAUCUGAAGUUAAUAAUUUCAGUGCCAGUGAUAACUUUUUAAAAGAGAGUCUUGAAGAAACAAUGAAAUCAUUUAUGAAUAGUGAUCAAGCAGAAUUAGCCGCUGGUUUACAAGAACUAAUUUUAGGGGAUGAAGGAUCUGAAUUACAAACAGUUAUUCAAGAAUCAUUGAAAAGCUUAGCAGAAGCAAAACAAAAUCUACCUGAAGGAAGUGAUAUGACAUCGAUGUUUGCUAAUAUGGGUAUUCAAGAUGAUAUCAAUUUAGAUGAAGAUAUGCUGCCUAUGUUAAUGCAAUUUAUGCAGCCAUUGUUGAGCAAAGAUGUGCUUUAUCCAUCUAUUAAAGAUCUGUGUGAUAAAUAUCCAAAAUGGCUUGAGGAUCAUGAAUCAACAUUGAAUAAAGAUGAAUUUGAAAGGUAUACACAAAUGUUUAAUUGUAUAAAAGAAGUCCGAGAUCAUUUAGAAAAUCAACAAGAUACAGAUGAUGAUAUCACUAAGACUAGGAAGUUUAAAGAACUCAUGGAGUUAUUAAAAAAAAUGCAAGAAUGUGGUCAGCCACCAGAAGAAUUAAUGAGAGAUGUAGCUGACGGCAAUCCAAUACCUGAUAAUGUUGGCCAAUGCACUCUCAUGUAGCAAAUGUUUAUCUAAAAGUGUUAUUUUUAUUGAGUCUUAUUUAUUUAUUUAUUAUCAGUUCGAUAAAUGAAGACUGAAUAAAUAUAGGGUAUAGGUGAAAGGGUAGCAGAUUUCACCAAUGUGAAAGGUAAACUUCCAAAGAUAAUAUACAUCAUAUUAAAAUUUUCUAAAUUUGUUAACCUCUCAAAUUCAUAGGUAUUUUUAUUAAUUAGUUAAAUUUUUAACUUAUUAAAUAUUAUUGUGAGCAAAUUAUUUCAUUUUUACUCCUUUAAAUGAAUUUUUUUUUUUUUUUUUUUACUCAUAAUAAUACAAGUGUAAAAUAAUAUCUAAAAAUUUAAAAGUGUAACACAACCUCGGUUUAUUACUUAGGUAUGUUAUGUAUUUUAAGUUACCAUUAAAGAUGAAUAUGAUGAUCAAUCCAUUUUAAGAAAAUAAUCUGUUAUAUACUUAUAUCUAUCAAUAUUUCUUAAAAUUAUUUUUUAAUUUUGGAUUGGGAAAAAUUAAUUUAAUUAAAUAAAUAGUAUUCGAGCGGGAUAGAUAAAUCAAAAUGUCUCAAUUAGUGGAUUCGAUGUUAUAAACUUUAUGAACAAAAAAAAUUACUUUUAAUUUUAUAAUAUAUUGAUCAUUGAUGUUAUAUGAAUAUCUAUAAAAUUAAUUUUCCAACAGGGUUUUUUAUACUUUGUUAAAAUGUAUUCUUCAUUAAAUAAUAUUGUAUUAUUAUUUAAAUUUACAAACAUUGUAUACAUACUUUGAUAUUU